Molecule: messenger RNA, 858 nt
Organism: Tetrapisispora phaffii CBS 4417
Lineage: Eukaryota; Fungi; Ascomycota; Saccharomycetes; Saccharomycetales; Saccharomycetaceae
Gene: BUD13
Product: Bud13p
Exons: 1
Coding region: 1-858 (285 amino acids)
Biological process (GO): mRNA splicing, via spliceosome
Cellular component (GO): U2-type spliceosomal complex; RES complex
Molecular function (GO): RNA binding
Source: RefSeq, a predicted model, not a curated record
AUGUCUUUGUAUAGCUACCUGGAGAAAACUUAUGGUUCAAAGCCAAAAAAGUCAAAGAGUAAGAAGAAUAAGCAGGAAGAAGGAAGUGGAAGAAAGUCUGAGGUACGUGCUGCUAUUAAGGUUGUUGAUAGAUCAGAAGGUAUUAGAAGCCAGACUGCUUUAAAAGGUGCUACUUUGAGUGAGCAAAGUUCAAAUGCUGUACCGAAAUCUUUAUGGAAAAAUCUUGAGACUAAUGAAGUAACAACCAUAGAAAAUAUACAAAAGCCUUUGAAAUCUGGUCUAAACGGUGAAACGUUAAGUUCUGGAGCUUUAGCUGGUCUACAGACUGCAGAGAUGGUUAAGAGGCAAGUAAAAGAAAAAGAUAUGGAAAAACGACAGAAUAUUUCUAGUAUGUCCAAUAAAGAAGUGAUCUAUAGAGACUUAAGUGGUAGAAAAAUAAAAAAUAUUGACCUUAAAUUGAAGGUAGAUGAAAACGAAAAGAAUAAUAAACAACUUUUGGACAUGCAAAAGUUAAUAGACAUGAAUAAAGGGGAUGUUCAAUUGUCAAUGGCUAAAAAAUCAAUGACUCUUGAACAACUAACUUCAAAAUCAAAGCAACUUGAAAUACUGCAAGAAGAUCCAGCUCAACAAUUUGGAUUCUCUAAAGAUCAAGAUAUUUUAGAUACUUACAAUAACACCUCAAUAACUGGUUAUAAACUGUAUACCAAAAUAUUUCCUGAUAAUAGGUUUGGCAUCCAACCAGGUUAUAGGUGGGACGGUGUUGAUAGGUCGAAUGGUUUCGAAAAGAGAUGGUUCAAAAAGAAAAAUGAAUUAGAAGAACAAAAGAUACAAAAAUAUACAAUGUCUGAUGAUAUGUAA